This is a messenger RNA of Symbiodinium necroappetens, 567 nucleotides long. The record is from the annotation of a GenBank genome assembly. Lineage: Eukaryota; Dinophyceae; Suessiales; Symbiodiniaceae.
AUGGAGUCCGCCAGACAUAUGCAAGAGCACUGGGACGUGUACCAGAAGGGUGCGGAUCAGCUGACGCGGGACCUUCUCUCGCUCUUCAGCAAAGUCCCGGAGAGCUUCAAGAAGCAGUACCAGGAGGUGAGCGCGGACACACUGAAAUCCGCUCAGGACCUCUUUUACUCUUUGCUAGGUAACAUUGUGAACAACGUCAGCUCUUUGAUUUUGGGCGUGCUGUUGACCAUGCUCUACACGUUGUUUUGGCUUUGCAGCCCCGUUCCCAUGGAUUCCUCCGUGGAUGUCAUGUUCCGAAAGUACAUCAUGUUCAAAACCCUGGCCUGUUUCGGCUACGGCAUCUCGGCCGGGCUUCUUCUCUACUUCCUCUCCGUGGAUCUUGCGUCGGUCUUCGCGCUGACGACCUUCGCGCUCAACUUCGUACCUGAGGUGGGUCCUUUCAUCGCCAUGGUACUGCCAUGUCCUGUCAUCAUCCUUGACAGCCGCAUCGACCGGCCGAUGCUGGUGCUUUUCGUCGCGAUUCUCGGCCAGCUUGCGCUGAAGUUUGCUUUCAGCAACAUCAUUGAG